AUAAUAAAACCAAAGAAAAAAAGUAGUUUUAUGUGAAAAAAACAAGCGACAGUUUUGUCAGAUUAGGGUUCUUACAUCUUAUUUUAGUCAAAGUAUUAGAAAUUCAAAGAUUUGUUGUGAUUUCAGAUAAAAAUUAUUCCUUCAAAACAAUUUGUUUAUGGAUUUAGUACCAAACUCAUCAUUACACAGAGUUUGAACUCAAAUGGAGGGUGUAGUUCAGCUGGAAUUUGGAGAUGAUGAAGAUGAGUUUAGAAGUUGUUGUGGAGAUGAGGAUGAGUUGGAAGAAAUUGUGAAGAAUGGUGAUGACGAACUUGAUGAGUUUUCGGUUCGAAUGUUGUUCAAGGGUGUGUCGGUUUCGGACCCGGGGAAUGGAGGUUUUGGGGUGUCUGGAAUUGGGGUGAUCAUGGAAGGACCUAAUGAGGUUCCUAUGAUUCGGGUUCAGAAAAAGCUUGAAUUUUUUGUUGAAGAAGAUGUAGCUGAUUAUCUAGCUUUGAUGGAUGGUUUAGUUGAAGCAAUUCGACGUAACGUCAAAAGGGUAUAUGCUUUUACCGAUUCCCAAAUCUUAUUUGAUCAGAUUACAAAUGAGGAAGUGCCUGAGAAUCCACUUCUCAUGGCAUUGAAACGAAGAAUACUAGAACAUGUUAAAAAUCUUGAACAUUUUGUUCUAAAAUGUGUUCCUGAUGUCAAUCUCGAGCCUCCAUUGCACCUGGCGCGAGUGGCAAUUGGGGUCGUCGUUCAUGAUGCCAAGGGCGAUCCAACUGUUGAAAAUUGUUUAAUAUGUUGUGAAGAUAAACCAUCGUUCAUGACGGUCACACUGAAAUGCUCACACAAAUGCUGUUCCCAUUGCUUGAAGGCUUAUGUCGAUGAAAAAGUUGGGCUAUCUGAGGUUCCCAUUAGGUGCCCGAGCCCAAAAUGCAGAUAUUACAUUUCUGCCCCUGAACAUAAGUCUUUUCUUCCUGUUGGCUCUUUUAUGUCGUUAGAGGAAGCUCUUUUGGAACCAAAGGCGUGUGCGGCUGACAAGUUUUACUGUCCUUUUGCUGACUGUGCGGUUCUUCUUGAUCCUAGUUCUGACGCAGACUCGACAGAUAAUCGUGUUAAGUGUCCUGUUUGUAGUAGAUUUAUAUGCGUGAAAUGUGGGGUCCGUUGGCAUGCUUCAGUUAGUUGUGAUGAGUUUCAGGAGGUCUCAGCAGAGGAGAUGGAUGUCGUUGACGGUGAUGCUGCUUUUGACUGUCUUGUUGAGAAUAGACGAUGGAAACGUUGCCAGAUGUGUGAGAGGAUGAUUGAGUUGACCCAUGGUUGCUAUGAUUUGACUUGCUGGUGUGGACACGAGUUCUGCUAUUCUUGCGGUGCUGAAUAUGUAAACGGUCAACAAACAUGCGAAUGUGCAUCGUGGGGUGACGAAGAACAAGAAGAAGAAAAUGACCAACUUACCCUUACCUCUACCACUCCUUCCGACCCUGGCCAACAGUUUGAGGAAUGGGCAUGGGAGUCUUUUGGUUCGCUUUCAAACAUGAUGGAUGCUUACUCUGACCAAGAAAGAUCACAACUCGCAUUGAUUCAAAGAUUUCUUGCCGGUGGGUUUAGCCUCAGUGACCACCAUACGAACCCAUGUGAAUCCUCCUCAUCAUCAUCAUCCUCGUGUGCAGACGAGGACACCUCGUACAUUGAUAACACAAUUAAGGAUCUCCACCAGCUUCCUUGGCUUGAGCGGUUUGUUUCUGUUAUAAGUGAUAAUUACUACGAUGAAUGCAGUCAAUGAAGCCGUUUUCGCGCAUUUUACUAUUGAAAGAAGUCAAAGUGUGAUUGGAGAUGCUUUAGCUUCUUAUUUUGCUAUCUUUAGGUCCAUAUUUGUGAUGUAAAUUUCCUUGUCUGAUGUUUGUUGAAAUAAAAAAAAGAGGACAGGGACAAUGAAAUUAUGAAUUGUUGGAUCUUCAAAAUGUGUUGGUGAAAUUGAGAAAAUGAUUAUUGCAUUGUUGAAAAAUUAAAAGGUAUGUUGA
This is a messenger RNA of Helianthus annuus (common sunflower), 1997 nucleotides long. RefSeq names its product E3 ubiquitin-protein ligase RNF216. NCBI's taxonomy places the organism in Eukaryota, Viridiplantae, Streptophyta, Magnoliopsida, Asterales, Asteraceae. Gene Ontology annotation, cellular component: ubiquitin ligase complex; cytoplasm. The coding region runs from base 203 to 1759 and encodes 518 amino acids. Gene Ontology annotation, biological process: positive regulation of proteasomal ubiquitin-dependent protein catabolic process; protein polyubiquitination; ubiquitin-dependent protein catabolic process. The transcript has 4 exons. Gene Ontology annotation, molecular function: ubiquitin protein ligase activity; nucleic acid binding; ubiquitin conjugating enzyme binding. The record is from RefSeq and is a predicted model, not a curated record.